AUAUUUGUUACUAACAAUUUCCUCAGAGGUGUAUUCUUCAGAACCAACAGCACUGCUAUCAUGAGUUUUGAUCCAAAUGAGGGUGCAAAGUAUAAACUGGAUGAUGCAGAGCCUGAUUCAGAUGUGGAUGAUAAGCUGAUGGAAGUUGGAAGUGAUAUCUGUAUGUCUGAUGGGGGAGAUAUGAUAAAUUUAUACGACGAAAAACACUUUUUGUCGCACUCGAAUGUGGGGGAACCGUAUACUGGGAUGGAGUUUGAAUCUGAGGAGGCUGCCAUGGCAUACUACGAUGCAUAUGCCAAGCGUGUUGGCUUCAUUGUUCGCAUAGGCAACUGCCACCGUUCCAGCCAGAAUGGCUCAGUUAUCAGCAGGAGGUUCGUCUGCAACAAAGAGGGUUUUCGUGUGAGUAAUAACAAGGUGAAGAGGGUGGAAGUGAGGAAGCCGAGGGCAGUGAUGAGGGAAGGUUGUAAGGCGAUGAUCAUGAUUAGGAAGGAGAGUUCCGGAGCAUGGAUUAUUGUGAAGCUUGAGACGCAGCACAGUCAUCCAUUGGGGGUGUCUCUGGGGAAGGCUCGUCGUAGCCCUGUCCGAGCACAAUCGCAGGACGAUAAGGACAAGAGAAUCCGUGAGCUGUCAUCUGAGCUUCACCGUACCAAGCAGAAACUCGCGGAAUGCCAGAAACAGCUUGAGGCCGUCUUGAAUGAUGUGGAGCAUCAUGUGGAUCACCUAACCAGAAGCAUCCAGCAUCUUGUUCAAAACGUUCAAGAAGUUGAGAAAUAAGAACAAACAUCCACGAUGAAGCUAUAAACCUCGUUGGCUUGUUCCAUUUAUUCUUUGAAGUUAUACUAAGAUAGUAGUAACUAGCAUGUACAUAUGCAGAGAACAAAUCUACGAGUUUUUUUAUAUACUAGUAGAAAAAUGUAGAUCUCUUUCUUGUGUUGAGUCACUGCUAAACGAUUAGAUUCAACACACAUGGAAAUGCUAUAUGCACAUUGAAUUCUUCA
Molecule: messenger RNA, 998 nt
Organism: Salvia hispanica
Lineage: Eukaryota; Viridiplantae; Streptophyta; Magnoliopsida; Lamiales; Lamiaceae
Product: Far-red impaired responsive (FAR1) family protein
Source: RefSeq, a predicted model, not a curated record